CCGCGGGUCCCGGCUCGGAGCCUGGCAGCGAGGAGGGCUCUGGUUUUGCGUGGCACUGCUGGGCAGGGCAGCUCUCGCCCCGCGCCGCUGGCUCACAAAUCACAGCCCUGCCUGGGUCAGGUAGAUAAGGAACCAUGUGAUGCAGCUGGUGGGGAGCGGGUGGUAGGCAGGGUAAAGGUGCACAGGGAAAUAACCUUGCAGGGAGUUCCUCCCUCCCUUCUCGGGCAGCGCUGAUCCCCGCGGCUCCCACGGCACCUUGGCCUGGAUGCCUCCUCGGGUUCUGGGGGCUCUCUGAAACUCCCGGGAAGCAGGAAUGUCCUUUAGCAGAAGGAACUGGUCCGAUCUCUCCAGCCUGGCCAGGCAGAGGACCCUGGAGGAUGAGGAAGAGCAGCAAAGAGAGCGCCGGCGAAGGCACCGGAACCUGCUGUCCUCCACAUCCACGGAUGAGGAACCUGCCAGCCCUGUCAAAGACACCAGCCCGGCUUCCAGCAGACCUCCAUCCCUGGUGAAGCCGCAGUCUCCGGAGGAUGGGGAGGAGAGAAAGCUCCCGGAGGUGCUGAAGACACAAGAAGGGAGAAGGACAAGGUGCCUCCCGCCCACGUCCGAAAAGCUGAGGCAGGAGAAGGAGCAGAAGGAGCCAGGGGGGGCAGAAAACUGCCUGGAGGCAGGGCCACAGCCCCGUGGGAGGCAGGAGAGCAGCCGGGCUGCAGAGCGGGGUCAGGAGGCGGCCAAGGGCAGAGGGGACCCGCCAGGGGACAAGAACCUGGAGCCAGCCUCCGAGAGGAAGGUGGUGGUGAGGGCACAGCUCCAGGACAAAGACCAAGGAGUGUGGACUCCUCAGGGGGAGCAGAGGAAGGAGGCGAAGGAGCCGCCAGAGGUGGGGAGCUGCCGGCUCCGGGAGGUGAAGAUCCUCACCAGGGUGGGAAACCGCAGCACAGAGGAGAAAACCUCGGCAGUGAGCUCAUCUCCGGAGCAGCAGCAGCCAUCCAGGAACCCCUCAAAGCAGGUAAUCCAGCUGUCCCUGCCCCGAGAUGAACCUGCAGAAAAGCCAGACCCUUCUCCAACUCACGUCACCUUCAGCAGCUCCAUCCGACGGACCAGCCCAAGAACCGUCUCCUUUCGGAUCAUCUCCAGGAAGCAGAAAGAAGAGAGCCAAAGCCCUCUCACCAGGAGUGCGAGUCUGAGGAUCCCAGGCAGCAACAGCACCAUUGGGGAGAAGCUGGAAAAGUACAACUCGGCUGUGCAGCGCUCGGAGGGGGUGAAAUCCUCCGUGCCAGUCCAGAAGAGUCGCCUGCUCUCCUCGGAGGGGGUGGCGAGCAAACGCAACUUCUUCGAGGGAAGCGCUCCCAGCAAGGUGGAGCCCGCGGCUCCCAGGAAGGACAACCUGAAGAUCCCGGGAUCGGUGACAUCCCGCAUUAAUCUGUGGAUCAGCCGAGCUCAGGAGCCUGUCAAGGAGGAAAACAGCAAGGAAAUCCGGAGAAUCAACAGCGUGGCAAAGCGAGAUGUCUGGAUAAAGCAGCCUGGAGACACCUCUGGAGACACCAAGUUGCAAUAAUACCAGCUGUGCUGUCAGACCAUGUGGGAAAAACUGGUUUGCUCCGAAGAUCAAAGCCAGCCCUACCCAACCGUCCAGCAGCCACUGCCACGAGUCCCCUGUGCCACACGUGACCUGGGUGCAGCCCAGGUCAUGGGGUCCUCUGCUUGUGGGAUGGGAAGGAAGAAGCCUGGAAGAGUCUCCCUGUGCCCCCAAUCCCCACUCACUGCCUGUCUGGGGGUGUCCAGGCCUGCAGGCUCCCUGCAGAUGCUGAAGGCAAACUCCUGCCUUGUUUGCCCACCACAUUUUGCUGUUCUGUUCCUGUUUGCUGUCCUCUGCCUGUGCUCCGGAACUGCCCUGGCAAAGGGGAUCCCCCACACGGCUCCCUGGCAGCUGGAAGAUGUCAGUGGGGCAAGAACCUGCCUGGCCAAGGGAGUUCCAGCUGCACAUCCAUGGACCACGUCCGUCCCUGCUGCCUGGGGCAGGUGGGGCAGGCGGGUGUCACCCCCCUGCCAGGCUGUCACUGCCAGAGUGACCUGACCAAAGGCCAAUGUUUGUGAAGUCACACAAGUGCUCGGAGAUGUCUCAUGGGAGAAGGCGGGACUUGGCCCUGGUGUUCCCUCCACACGCAGCUGAACCAGAGACUUGUCCUUGUCCCUGCCAUCCCCUGCCCCUACAAGCAGUGACCCUUCACUCAGUCAUCCAGGGAGGGUGGGCUGGCCAUGGCCAUGGCCCUGUUCUGGGGCUUUCAUGGAGCUGAGUGCCCAGUGCUGGGCCCCAUUUCCCUCUUGCCUUUCCUCCUGAGCCCUUUGCUGUGCAGCCCCUGAUCCUGCAUUCCCGGGGCUGCUGAGCCCACCCAGCAGGGAUGGGGGAUGCUCUCUUGAGGCCUUCAGGGUGGCUCUAGUGUGCCAUGGGCAAAGGGCUCAAGUCCUCCUAUUGGGGCCAUUCUUUGGUUUGGGUUGUGCCUUGACCAACCACUGCAGUGACAAAUCUGGUGUGGGAAUCUGCUGCUGCCCCUGGAGCUGAUCCUUCUUCUUGGGCUUGGGAAAGGACUUGGGUUUCUCUGUGCUUUUUUUUCUAGUAAAAGUUGCUCUUUCUAAGACA
Molecule: messenger RNA, 2638 nt
Organism: Corvus hawaiiensis (hawaiian crow)
Lineage: Eukaryota; Metazoa; Chordata; Aves; Passeriformes; Corvidae
Gene: LAD1
Product: ladinin 1
Exons: 10
Coding region: 314-1555 (413 amino acids)
Molecular function (GO): structural molecule activity
Source: RefSeq, a predicted model, not a curated record